Messenger RNA from Diversispora eburnea, 576 nucleotides. Lineage: Eukaryota; Fungi; Glomeromycota; Glomeromycetes; Diversisporales; Diversisporaceae. The record is from the annotation of a GenBank genome assembly.
AUGAGUAACAUUACGACAUACACAACAACCACUGUAGCCAAGAAUUCUAAACCAAGACUUUUAUUGAAAACGACGAUGAAUAAUACUACCGCUCAAUCAACAGUAACAGCUACGGCCUCUAUAACUCUAUCUUCUUCACCCAUAACAGGGUCUUUCUAUUUACCACCGCCACAAAAAACAAACAGAAAAGGUCGUUUCCUCCAUAAACAUUUACGAAAACCCCCUUCCUUCGAUACUUAUGUUAGUGGAACAGAACCAGUAGACCUCAAUAAGCCUCAUGCUUAUUACACUGAAUUAAUGUAUGCCAAGAAAGCUAUUAAUGGUCUUUCUACCUAUCAGCCCCGUGCACGGCGAGGUUCAUCUACGACCGUCAAAUUUGUCAGGUUUGCUAAUGACUUUAAUGAUGAUGGUAGUAGUAUCACUAGUUCUUCAAGCAGUAGCAGUAGUGCGGAUGAUUGGGAUCCGCAAGAUAUUGAUGAGGAAGAUGAGGAUGAAGAGUUCAUUUUCAUGACUCCAAGAAUUCCCAUACACGAACGACAAGACAUUAAACAUCACAACAGAGCUUAUUCAACAUGA